AAAACGUGAGUUGUCUAGUCACUAGUACGUAUCGCUAAUUUCAGAAUUUCAGGUAAUCGACGAGGGUGGAAAAUGCGAAGUUGAUCCCAGACGUCUAUCGCUGGACAAAUUUGUUGCUGCUGUUUUCUUUUUUAUUUUUGCAGACUUCUAUCAUGUAAAGUACCGCAAGUUUCGUGAAACCCAUGAAUGCGCUCUUGCUCAGUACUUACGAAGUUCUCCAUCUCGCUCCAUUCGCCGGACAACACCUCGCAGAAGUCCACGUGAUUUUACAAUUCGACCGUAUUCUCCUACUGGCAUCACUCCAUCAGAUCCUUAUGUUACAAAUUAG
This is a messenger RNA of Strongylus vulgaris, 328 nucleotides long. Lineage: Eukaryota; Metazoa; Nematoda; Chromadorea; Rhabditida; Strongylidae. The record is from the annotation of a GenBank genome assembly.